Molecule: messenger RNA, 2295 nt
Organism: Meleagris gallopavo (turkey)
Lineage: Eukaryota; Metazoa; Chordata; Aves; Galliformes; Phasianidae
Source: RefSeq, a predicted model, not a curated record
CAGGAGUGGUGGAAUGGGGUUGGGAAGCUGACGUUGGGCUGAUGGGGGCUGAGAGCAAGCGAGAGCCGCAGGACGGCGGUGGGGAAGAAAUGACCCCUUUGCCUUUCCCUCUCCGGCGAACGCAGCCGUGGUUCUUCCAAAUUACACGUUGCCUUUCCGAGCGAGCUCUGCUCCCCUCUGCUGCUCAGCCUCUCAGUGUGGUAGGGCAGGGAGGGGUCUGUGUCUGGUGGGGACCCCGAGGAUCACAAACACCAUGGGACUGACGUGUCCCCCCAGGUGUGCGACGGACCACAACUCGGACAACACGACGGCGAUGCUGCAGGAAUGGCUGCAGGCAGUGGGCAGCAAUUAUCACUCGGUGGCAUGGAAGGCAGAAGAGGGGCCCAGUGCUUACCCCGACGAGCUCGGCCCCAAGCACUGGAGUGACAAACGCUAUGAAAACCUGAUGAGGCUGAAGCAGGAGGCUCUGAGCUACGCCCGGGGGCUGCGGGCGGAUUACAUCCUGUUUGUGGACACGGACAGCAUCCUGACCAACAACCAGACCCUCACCUUCCUCAUGGCGCAGAACAAGUCGGUGGUGGCCCCAAUGUUGGACUCGCAGACUUUCUACUCCAACUUCUGGUGCGGGAUAACGCCCCAGGGGUUCUAUCGUCGCACGGCUGACUAUUUCCCCACCAAGAACCGGCAGCGCCGGGGCUGCUUCGCCGUGCCCAUGGUGUACGCCACCUUCCUGAUCGACCUGCAGAAGGAGGAGACAGCACAGCUGGCCUUCUACCCACCCCAUCCCAACUACACCUGGGCUUUCGAUGACAUCAUUGUCUUUGCCUACUCCUGCCAGGAGGCCGGUGCUGAGGUCCAUGUGUGCAACCAGCAGCGCUUUGGCUACAUCAACGUCCCUGUGAAGGCCCACCAGACGCUGGAGGAUGAGCGUGUCAACUUUGUGCAUCUCACGCUGGAGGCCAUGGUGGAUGGUCCCUCCAUGCAGCGCUCCAGGCACAUCUCCGUCCCACCCAAAUCACUCACUAAAUUGGGCUUUGAUGAAAUCUUCCUCAUCAACCUUGUGAGGCGGCCAGACCGGCGCCAGCGGAUGCUGGAGUCCCUGCAGGAACUGGAGAUCGCUGUGCGGGUGGUGGACGCGGUGGAUGGGAGCACCCUCAACAGCAGUGACAUCAAGGUGCUGGGAGUGGACCUGCUCCCAGGGUACUAUGACCCCUUCUCUGGCCGCACGCUCACCAAGGGGGAGGUUGGAUGCUUCCUGAGCCACUACAACAUCUGGAAGGAGAUCGUGUCCCGGGGGCUGCAGCGGGUGCUGGUCUUUGAGGAUGACGUGCGCUUUGAGGUGUCCUUCCCAGCCCGGCUGCAGCGGCUGAUGGAGGAACUGGAGGGGGCACGACACGACUGGGACCUUGUCUACCUGGGGAGGAAACUGAACGCAGAGGAUGAAGCUCCUGUGGAGGGUGUCCGGAACCUGGUGGUAGCUGGGUAUUCCUACUGGACGCUGGCGUACGCCAUCUCCCUCCGUGGCGCGCAGAAGCUGCUGGCUGCCGAGCCCCUCUCCAAAAUGCUGCCUGUGGAUGAGUUCCUGCCCAUCAUGUACGACAAACACCCCAACGAGGACUACAAGCGGCACUUUGCCCCACGGGACCUGCAAGUGUUUUCGGCUCACCCACUCCUGGUUUAUCCCACCCACUAUGCUGGGGACAGCAACUGGCUGAGCGACACAGAGACCUCCACCAUCUGGGACGAUGACUCCAAACAGACAGGCUGGGUGGGCUCACAGAAGACCCUGAGGGACCUGCGGGAUGGCGGGGGGUAUCUUCGCUCUGCAUCCCACGAUGAGUUCUGAGGGUGCUGGUGCUGGACAUGGACACCCCCUGGGAGCAGCCAGACUCUCCUCACCUACCCAUGGGAAGGCAUCGGUGAGCAGAGGGCUUACUUCUGCCUGGACCACUAGCAGGGAUGCUCACUGCUUUUCUACAUAGGGACCAGGCAUCGUGACCCAGGGGGGAGCAUCGUUGAUUGGGUUCUCCCCCUGCCAUGCUCCAAAGUGGGAUUUGUCCCUGGAGCUGUUGGCAAAAUGGUGCCUAGACAGACAGAGGGGCUGCCAGACUGUGGUGUUCGGCUCUGUACUCUCCUGAGUAGUGCAAAUUAUUUUUUGGAUGUCGCAUGUGGAUUUGCUGGUUCAGGAGGAGGGGGGAAGGCCCUGGAAGUGCACAUGUGGCCUCCUGCCACCCCUGCCUGUUCCAUAUCUGGGCUGAAGCCCAGGAGGAUUAAAACCAACUGUGUUGGAGCUGA